AAGGACAGCCUCCACUAAGCGGUGAAACUGAGGGGCUGAGAAACGCCCUUAAAGGAAUCAGAGGGAGUGAGGGAGUGAGUGAGAGAGAAAGAGAGAAGAUAGUUAUCAGAGGAGACCAAUUACAAUUGUAAAGAGCGAGAGAGAGAGAGAGAGAGAGAGAGAGAGAGAGAGAGAGAGAGAGAGAGAGAGAGAGAGAGAGAGAGAGAGAAGGAGGGAGAAAGGGAAAUAAAAAAAGAAUAGAAACUGCAGAAAGACAAAAACGUGCAUUGCCUGGUUCUCAACAGGGCGAAAGAAAUUAAAACAAGAAGGUUUUUUUUUUUCAGAGUUUUGUAAUACUAAUUAUAAACAUAUACAUAUACAUAUACAUAUAGUGUGUUUUAACGUUGUGCUCCAAAUCGCCGAUCAUGACGGCAGCUGUGGACAUGAAGCCGACGUUAAUGAUCAUAAAGACCGAAAAGGCGGAAGAACUGGAAUGUGGAGAUGUUCCCUUGCUCACACCCGGCAGUAAAGAGAUGAUGUCACAAGCCCUAAAGGCUACAUUUAGCGGAUUUACCAAGGAGCAGCAGCGGCUCGGAAUCCCCAAAGACCCCCAUCAGUGGACACAGAGCCACGUGGCGGAGUGGCUGACGUGGACGGCGAACGAGUUCAGCUUGAAGGACCUGGAGUUUCACAAGUUCUGCAUGAACGGCGCCAUGCUCUGUGCGCUGGGGAAGGAGCGCUUCUUAGAGCUCGCCCCAGACUUCGUAGGAGACAUUCUCUGGGAGCAUCUGGAGAUGCUGCAGAAAGAAGACGCGAAGCAUUUUCCUGUCAGCGGAUUAAGCUCCACUUUCCCAGAGUCGCGCUACUCCUCGGAUUACUUUGCUAGUUAUGGUAUUGAGCAUGCCCAGUGCGUGCCUCCCUCAGAGUACUCGGAGCCCGGUUUCAUCACAGAGUCCUACCAGACCCUGCACCCAAUCAGCUCCGAGGAGCUGCUGUCUCUGAAGUACGAGAGCGAUUACCCCUCUGUGAUCCUGCGCGACGCCCCACUCAACCCGCUGCAGGGAGACUACUUCUCCGUCAAGCAGGAGGUCAUCUCCCCGGACAACAUGUGCGUGGGCCGCAUCAGCCGAGGGAAGCUAGCCGGACAGGACUCAUUGGAGAGUAUCGAGAGCUUUGACAGCUGUGACCAUCUCACGCAGUCCUGGAGCAGCCAAUCGUCAUUCAGCAGCCUGCAGCGCGUGCCGUCCUACGACAGCUUCGACUCGGAGGACUACCCCAGCACCGUGCACGGCCACAAACCCAAAGGCACCUUCAAGGACUACGUGAGGGAGAGAGCCGACCUCAACAAGGACAAGCCUGUCAUCCCAGCCGCUGCACUCGCCGGCUACACAGGUAGCGGACCCAUCCAGCUCUGGCAGUUUCUGCUGGAGCUGCUGACGGACAAGUCGUGUCAGUCCUUCAUCAGCUGGACGGGGGAUGGCUGGGAGUUCAAACUCUCCGACCCCGAUGAGGUAGCCAGACGAUGGGGAAAACGGAAGAACAAGCCCAAGAUGAACUACGAGAAGUUGAGUCGAGGCCUGCGCUAUUACUAUGACAAAAACAUCAUCCACAAGACGUCAGGGAAGCGAUACGUGUACCGCUUCGUGUGUGACUUGAAAAGCCUGCUGGGGUACACGCCCGAGGAGCUGCACGCCAUGUUGGAUGUGAAACCGGACGUGGAUGAGUGAAACUGAGCGGAGGUGGGGUGGGGGGGGAGGUGUACGAAGGAAGGACCAGACUGAAGGCUUUACUGACAGAUUGGUGGGUGCGGUGGGAUUGAGUCUUGAGUUGCUUUUUUUUUUUUAAUGCAGAGCUGUUUGUCAAUUUACUUUCUGAGCUUUUCAAAAAGAAAAAGGGGUCAUUCCGUACACGUGCGACAAAGACAAACGUCCCCUCCAAAAAAUUGCAGCUCAAGACAGAGACAAAUGAAAAGCUAGCAAUUAAAAAAAUUAAUUAAUUUAAAAAAAAAAAAAAAAAAAAAAAAAAGUUUGAACAGUUUUGCUUUAAUAGCACGAGUAACUGACAUGGAAACAAGACAGAAGAGGGAGGAGAGGAUUCUGGGAUGGAAAAAAGAUGGACGGAAAUGUCCUGCUACGAAAACUGUUGCCAAAUAAAAUGAACUAUAUAGGUAUAUUAUCUGUGUUUGUUGUUGCUGUCUCACUCACUGACCCUCUGUCCACGUGAACAAAGGGGAACAAUUCUCAUCACUUGGGACCAAAAAAAAAUGUAAUUUUUAAUUAUUGUUAUUAUUAUUAUUAUUAAUAUUAUUAUUGUCAUUUUUAUACAAGUCUGUGCCAGUAUUCCUAUUGUGUCUUAAGCUCAUGUCUAAACUGAAUUCAGUAUUGUAUUUUUGUGGCCAAGUUAUCCGUGUGUACGUUUUUAAAAUAGAUGAAGGUAAAUGUAUAUUAGACCCCAUCGAAAAAGGAUUUUUUACAAACCACAGUGUAAGUACAUCUCCUUAAGACUGGAGAUGGAGAAGGAAUGAGAAAUUCUGUGCACAGAGCUGGAUAAUGGUUCAUUUUUAAAGGGUAAACCACCCGAUUGUUCUUGUACAACACUGGAGUCAAUGACGCAUAGUAUUGGCCACUUAUUUGCAUAGAGGUGUCCACUCCCAUCAACUUAAAAGCACUCGCCACCUCAUACCAAAAGCAACUGGUUUAGAUAAAUCGAAAGUCUCGGAUAAAAAUCUACCUGACUUCUGUAACAGCAGCAACUGACAGAGCCACCUGCUCUCCGUGUGAAAGGUUUUACUGCAAAAAGUAGCAACGUGCAGACAUCGAAAGGCAUUAAUAAAGAGUAGCCAGUCAGAUCUGUACAUGUCUGUUUGCUGGAGUUCUACCAGAUUGUAUUGUGCUGUUGCACGCUGGCCCUGUGUGCAGGAUUGCUAAACAUGUCAUAAUGAUCUGCAAAAUGUGCUUUCUUAUAUUCCUAUUGAGAGUGUUAUUUUUUUUAAAUAAAAUUGCUACAAAACUAUCCCUUUUAA
Molecule: messenger RNA, 3001 nt
Organism: Acipenser ruthenus (sterlet)
Lineage: Eukaryota; Metazoa; Chordata; Actinopteri; Acipenseriformes; Acipenseridae
Product: protein c-ets-1-B
Exons: 8
Coding region: 405-1706 (433 amino acids)
Biological process (GO): cell differentiation; regulation of transcription by RNA polymerase II
Cellular component (GO): nucleus
Molecular function (GO): DNA-binding transcription factor activity, RNA polymerase II-specific; sequence-specific DNA binding
Source: RefSeq, a predicted model, not a curated record